Molecule: messenger RNA, 1617 nt
Organism: Monoraphidium neglectum
Lineage: Eukaryota; Viridiplantae; Chlorophyta; Chlorophyceae; Sphaeropleales; Selenastraceae
Product: Protein SAP1
Exons: 2
Coding region: 1-1617 (538 amino acids)
Molecular function (GO): ATP hydrolysis activity; ATP binding
Source: RefSeq, a predicted model, not a curated record
AUGCUGCUGCAGGAGGCGACGGUGCUGCCGCUGCUGCGCCCUGACCUGUUUGGCGGCGUGCGGGAGCCGCCGCGCGGCGUGCUGCUGUACGGGCCGCCGGGCACGGGCAAGACGAUGCUGGCGCGCGCUGUCGCGGCGGAGAGCGGCGCGGCCUUCCUCCCCGUGACGGGCUCCUCCAUCCUGUCAAAAUGGUACGGCGAGAGCGAGGCCAACGUGCGGCGCCUGUUUGAGGACGCGCGGCGCCUCGCGCCGGCCGUCAUUUUUAUCGACGAGGUCGACUCGCUGCUCGGCCGCCGCGCGGGCUCCGGCGGCGACGGACCUGGCGGCGCCAGCGAGGCCAGCAGGAGGGUCACGAACGAGUUCCUCUCGUACAUCAAUGGGAUACACACGGCCGCCGCCGCCGGCGACGGCAACGGCAACGGUGCGGCCGGCGGCGGCUCGGACGCGGCUGCUGGUGGUGGCGGCAACGGCGGCGGGGCGGGCGCGGCGGCGGCGGCGGCGGCGGCUGCGGCGGCGGCGGCGCGCGUGGUUGUGAUUGCUGCGACCAACGCGCCGUGGGAGCUCGACGAGGCAGCGCUGAGCCGCUUCUCCGCGCGCGUGCUGGUCCCGCUCCCCGACCCGCGCGCGCGCGUGGACAUCGCGCGCGGCGCGAUGGCGGGCGUCGCGUGCGAUAUGGGGGACGCGGACUGGCGGGCCGUGGCUGCGGGGACGGAGGGGUACAGCGGGCGCGACCUGAUGCAGGUCUGCCGCGAGGCGUCGAUGCGGCCGCUGCGGGAGCUAUGGGGCAAUCGCGUGCUCGAGGGCGGCGCGCCGCGGCACGCGCAGCGGCACCGGCAGCUGGUGUCGGCGGUCGCGGCCGCGCUGCGGCGCGGCGUGCCGCGGCGGCGGAUGCGGAAGGAGCUGGAGAAGUGGAAGCGGGCGGAGGGGGCGGCGGCGUGGUGCGACGUGGAGGGCGUGAUCUGCGAGGCGGAGGCCCAGGUUGCGGGCGUCGGCGCGGCCGGCGGCAAAGCGAGCCCCAAGCCCAGCGGCGGCGAGCAGCAGCAGCAGCAGCAGCAGCAGGGAGAGCUCGAGCAGCAGCAGCACGCCCAGGGCCAGGAGGGCCAGAAGGCCGAGGAUGAGCAGCAGCAGCAGCAGCAGCAGCAGCAGCAGGAGGGGGCGGCCGCCGGCAGCAGCGGCUCAGCGGCCGAAGGAGACGCCACCGGCUCGCCCUCGCCUAGCCAAGAACAGUCCCCAGAAAAGCCGCGUCAGCAGCAGAAGCAACAGCAGCAGGAGGCCGGUGUGCCAUGCGCGUCGCCAAGCAACAGCCGGCGCGCCAGCAAGGUUGGCGCUGCUCCUGCAGACGCCUGCGGCGGCGGGGCCAAGGACGAUGACAAGGGGAGUGGCGGCAGCGGCAGCAGCGGCGCCAAGGACACCUGGACUGUCGACGAGCUGCUGUCCCUGCCAGCGGACUCCAUGCGCCCCGUGGUCCUCGCGGACUUUGAGGCGGCGCUGCAGUCCGUGGCCUCGACGGACUUUGGGCUCAAUGCGAAGUUCGAGGAGUGGAGCUCGAAGUAUGGGUCGGGCGCGGGCACCAAGCGGCGGGAGGACGGGUGGCGGUCCAUGCCGAUGUACCUCUGA